Messenger RNA from Suillus plorans, 255 nucleotides. RefSeq lists its product as uncharacterized. Lineage: Eukaryota; Fungi; Basidiomycota; Agaricomycetes; Boletales; Suillaceae. Bases 1 to 255 code for a protein of 84 amino acids. The record is from RefSeq and is a predicted model, not a curated record. The transcript has 3 exons.
AUGUUAUUCCACUCCGUCACUAUACUCGCCUGCGCCCUUAGCAUUGCUGCUCAUGCUGCUGCCUCACCCACAGCUUCCGUGGAUGCUUUGGAUCAACGUGAUGGCUUGAUGGUUAGAGUUGACGUUGACACCAGAGACGUUCUAGAUAAUGUCAAUCUCAGCCAAAAGCGCGAUAAUGAUAGCUUGAUUAACGUUAAUGUUGACGUCAGUAACCUUCUGAACAAUGCUAGCGUAGAUGUCUUGAGUAGUGAAUGA